Momordica charantia (bitter melon) is the source of this 3752-nucleotide messenger RNA. RefSeq lists its product as uncharacterized. The record is from RefSeq and is a predicted model, not a curated record. Lineage: Eukaryota; Viridiplantae; Streptophyta; Magnoliopsida; Cucurbitales; Cucurbitaceae.
CCGAGUGAAAACAAUCGAUACCGUAGAAUUUGUAUCGAACAUCUCAGGCGAAGAGCCCUCACUUUCAACGUUAUUACAUUACCGAUUUUCAAAAUCACAAGAGAAAUUCAGUGCUAAUCCCUCUGGGCUUCUUCCGAUGCCCAAACAUCGCGUUUCCCUCAAAUUUCUCCUCCCCCUCAACUCUAAACUCUGUGUUUCUGCUGCUUUCCAACUGAAAAAAAGCACAAAUUUUGAGGGUAUUUGAUGCAUGGGUUUGUACUUUUGACUAAAAUGGAUUCAAUGGCGUUUUUGAAGUUUGUUGGUUUCUUGAAUGUGGGUUUUGCCUGAUUUGGGCUGAGUUAGGGUUUUACUGCGGGUUGGUUUUGCUGAGAGUUUCGUGAACUCUCUACUUUUUUUCUUGGAGAACUCCUGAAAUUUUAGAAUCGUAGCCGUUGUGGAAUUUGGUCCGUUGACGGAUUUUGCGAUGAAGGCGUAGAAAUAUUUAUUUAAUUUGGUGCCAUUUCAAGAGCGUAGAGCUUUAAGCGACCGACUUUAUUUGAGAUCUGCGUGCUUUGGGCAUGGUUUAGAAGCAUCGGCAAUUUGCCUGAACAUGCAGCUUAACUUAGCGAGGACGAUAAUACAAGCAUCUGCUGUUAUGUAAAAGUCAAUUUGCAUUGCGUAUUUUGUAUUCGAGUCAUUUGAGUGAGGUUGAUAAUUAUAUGAGUUAUGGAUUGCAACAAAGAAGAAGCCAUUAGAGCAAGGGAUAUUGCUGAGAAGAAGAUGGAAAGCAAAGAUUUCACUGGGGCUCGUAAAUUCAUUCUCAGGGCUCAACAGCUAAAUCCUGAUGCGGAGAAUAUUUCACAAAUGCUUAUGGUCUGUGAUGUGCAUUGCGCAGCAGAGAAGAAACUGCUUGGGAAUGAGAUGGACUGGUACGGCAUCCUUCAGAUUGAGCAAACGGCAAAUGAGGCGACAAUCAGGAAGCAAUACCGGAAGUAUGCUCUUCUUCUCCAUCCGGACAAAAACAAAUUUAUUGGUGCAGAAGCUGCUUUCAAGUUGGUCGGUGAAGCUCAAAGAGUGUUGUUGGACCAAGAGAAACGCCGGUUGCAUGACAUGAGAUGCAAACCAGCAGUACCUUAUCGACCUCCACAAAGAGCUGGUUCGACUUUUAAUGUUGGGGUUCAAGCUAACUUCAGAGGCAACUUUACGGCCUUCACUCCUCAACAUCCACAGCCUCAACCCCAAGGACAUUCGGGUUUUGGUCAAAACCGUGCAACUUUUUGGACCGUCUGCCCAUUUUGUUCAGUGAGGUACCAGUACUAUAAAGAAGUCGUCAAUAGAUCGCUUUGCUGUCAGAAUUGCAAGAAGCCCUUUGUUGCAUAUGAUAUGGAACUGCAAGGGGCUCACCCUCAGCCUAUGUCUAACUUGCACCACACAACAUUUUUUCAGCAGCAGAAUUCCUUCAAUCACAGGGCUGAGAUGGGACACCCAGGAAACUCUCAGUCUGAGAAGCGUAGAAUGGAAUCUCUCCGGAGGACGCACAACACUUCAGGUGCUGCUUCAGAAAAGUUAUAUGGUAAGAAAAGAAGGAAGCAGACAUCUGAAUCCAGUGAGAGUUGUGAUACUGGAAGUAGCUCCGAUUUUGAAGAAAAUGUAGUUACUAAUGAAGAUAGCAAAAAGGAUGUUGGACGCCCUGGAGCGCACCAUCCACGGAGAUCUAGUCGACAGAGGCAUAAGAUUUCUUACAAUGAGAAUUUAAGUGACGACGACUCUGUGAUCACUCCAAAAAAAUCAAAGAGAAGCAAAUCGUCCGACAGCUCAGAUGAGGACAGUGAAGAAGUAUAUGUAGACGAGGCAUCUAAAAUCAAUAAUCAAUCUGGAUCUGCUGAUGUGGAUGAUGAUCAGAGGGAAACAAAUAAGCUAGGACAUAAUUGCUCUGAAGCGAGCUUAUCGCGUAGAAGCAAGGGUGGUAAGAAGGUGAGCCAUAAAGAAACAUUAGAUAACGAUUAUUCUCAGAGAAGCAUGGGGUCAGCUGGUGAUCCCGAGGUUAAUUUGUUCUCAUGUUCUGAUCCUGAUUUCAAUGAUUUUGAUAAACUACGGAACCGAGAGUGUUUCAAACUUGGGCAGAUCUGGGCUAUGUAUGAUAAUAUUGAUACUAUGCCUAGAUUCUAUGCUCGGGUCAAGAAAGUGUUUCCUUCUGGAUUCAAGGUUCAGAUCACCUGGCUAGAGCCAGAAGCUAAUGAUGAGUGCCAAAGCAAAUGUGUUGAUGAAAAAGUGCCAGUUUCUUGUGGUGAAUUUGUAUCUGGAGCAACUGAGACCAUGACAGAUUGUGGCUCGAUGUUUUCUCAUGCUGUUUCUUUGGUCAAAGGCGGCCGUAAAGAUAUUUUCAAAAUUUAUCCUAGGAAAGGGCAAAUUUGGGCUCUCUUCAAAAACUGGGAUAAGAAUUACAACCGUGAUUCCAAUUGCCAGUAUGAGUAUGAGUUUGCUGAGACAUUGUCAGAAUAUAGCAAAGAAUCUGGUAUAGAUGUUGCACUCCUAGCCAAGGUGAAAGGCUUUUCGUGUCUCUUUUGUCGAAUGGUCAAGGAAGGAGAAAAUUCGUUUAGAGUCCCUGCAGCUGAAUUAUUCAGGUUCUCCCACCAGGUUCCUUCGUUUCCACUCACAGGCGAUGAAAGAGAUGAUGUUCCGGAAGGUUCUUUUGAACUUGAUCCAGCCGCUCUUCCCCCCAAUGUUCCGGAGAUCGCCAUCCCCCAGCAUUUAAAGAAGGUGGCUGCCAAUGCUGGUCUUAACACAUUGAAGUCCACGGCGGGGCCUAAUGGAGAUGCAGGCACACACAAAGCCGAUGCUGAUACUAAAAGCGACGAUGGUGAUGUGGCUGAGGCUUAUGAGAUUCCAGACCCUGAAUUCCACAACUUCGAUGUUGAUAAAACUUCUGAGAAGUUUCGGGUUGGUCAGGUCUGGGCAUUGUACAGUGAUGAGGAUGCCUUACCGAAGUAUUAUGCUCAGAUCAAGAAAAUAACUCACAAACCGGAGUUCGAAUUGAGAUUGUUGUGGCUGGAGUCCUCUGAACUGCCAGACGAUACUAUUGAAUGGCACGAUAAAAGUAUGCCGAUUUCUUGUGGGAGAUUUAGAACUCAGAGGACUAAGAUGCACAGCUACUACUCCACCAAAUCCUUUUCUCAUCUGGUUAGAACUAUUCCUGUUCCUAAGAAUGGGUUCUACAUCUCUCCUUCAUUGGGUGAGGUUUGGGCAUUAUACAAGAACUGGACCCCUGAAAUCAGAUGUUCAGAUAUGGAUAAAUGUGAAUAUGUUAUAGUAGAAGUCAUUGAGGACGACGAUUUGCAAAAAGAAGUCUUGGUCUUGGACCGCGUCCAUGGUUUCAACUCGGUCUUCAAGGCUAAGACCAAAGGUGAUUCUUCAACCGUCACUAUGGUAAUUACCCGAGUCGAGCUUCUACGAUUUUCCCACCGGAUUCCCGCUUUUCGGCUGACAGAUGAGAGGGGCGGUAGCUUGAGAGGUUGCUUGGAGCUUGAUCCUGCCGCUUUACCGAUAUAUUUUUUUUAUUGACCCGAUCAGGCAGGACGAUAAAAACCAUAGGCAGCAAUGCCAUUGUAUACCUCUGUAUCUAAUAGCCUCAACGGAGCCUUUGUGCAAUGAACUGAACCGAAAUGAAGCGUUUUUUAAGAGAUGCCUUGGCAAACAACAGCUUGUUUAGAUGAGGAGUCUGUGCUGGUUUCGAUCCACACUGGCUUUGGGAGAAAGAGAAGUUUUCUCGCUCA